This is a messenger RNA of Drosophila arizonae, 580 nucleotides long. RefSeq lists its product as uncharacterized. The record is from RefSeq and is a predicted model, not a curated record. NCBI's taxonomy places the organism in Eukaryota, Metazoa, Arthropoda, Insecta, Diptera, Drosophilidae.
AUGCAUCUGCUCUUGGUUCACGUCCUGCUGUUUGCUACAACUCCAUUGCAGACGGCGCUGACUUUUGAAGCCGUGGCGCUACGCAGUAAGUUCACAAACGUCAGCUACGAGCACAAUACCAACUACUUUACAAGAAUGAAGAGUUGGCUGACGACUGAGGGCUACCUGAAUGCGGAUGUCUAUAUAGAUCGAUCUCUCCCACCGACCAUGCGCACGUCCAUGACUGUGCAAUUCCAGAUCGAGAACUCUACGAACUACCACACUCUGUUCAACUACGAUGUAGACACYUGUCAGUCAGUCAAAAGUCAUACGGCGGGCAGCCUGCCCAGCCUCUGGUUUCGCAAUGUGCGCAAGUACGGAAAUCUAUCAGCCAUCUGUCCCAUGAAAGCUGGCUACUACGAUCUGCGCAACUUUCAUGUGGAGGACAAGAGCAUUCCUGUCUAUCUGCGCCCGGGCAACUAUCGCAUAAAAGACACGAACUACUAUGGGAAAAGCAAUGCCAAGGCCAGGCAGCGUCGCCUCGUCUCCACUAUUAUCUUGCAAAUGCAGUUAUAUUAAAGUUGUUUUCAAAGCAAAUCCC